Molecule: messenger RNA, 2037 nt
Organism: Candidozyma duobushaemuli
Lineage: Eukaryota; Fungi; Ascomycota; Pichiomycetes; Serinales; Metschnikowiaceae
Gene: NCP1
Product: Ncp1p
Exons: 1
Coding region: 1-2037 (678 amino acids)
Cellular component (GO): cytosol
Molecular function (GO): flavin adenine dinucleotide binding; NADPH-hemoprotein reductase activity; FMN binding
Source: RefSeq, a predicted model, not a curated record
AUGGCAUUGGAUACAUUGGAUUUCGCUGUAAUAGCAGGCUUGGCUUUGGCAGUAGCCUUUUAUUUCGGAAAGGACUUCAUCUUUGGGUCUGAUAAUGCCACAUCAGCUGGCUUCGUCGCUGGUGGCGAUGAAAAUGAUCGUGAUUUAGGAGCAACAUUGAAGAAGAAUAAGAAGAAUGCAGUUGUAUUUUUCGGCUCGCAAACUGGUACUGCUGAAGACUAUGCUACCAAGUUAGCCAAGGAAUUACAUUCUAAGUUCGGUUUGUCGGUCCUUAUUGCCGAUAUGGCUGAUUAUGACUACGAAAACUUUCAUGAUUUGGAUCCAGAUUAUCUCUACUUUUUCCUUGUUGCAACUUAUGGUGAAGGAGAGCCAACAGACAAUGCUGUUGAAUUUUUUAACUGGUUGGAUGGUGAUGCUGACCAGAUCUCCAAUGUCAAAUAUACUGUCUUUGGCUUGGGUAAUUCCACUUAUGAGUUCUACAAUGCCAUGGGAGCGAAAUUGAAUGAGCGUUUUGAGGCAUUAGGCGCUGAGAGGAUUUCGCCGUAUGGACAAGGCGAUGACGGAGUUGGAACCAUGGACGAGGAUUUUUUGUCCUGGAAGGAAGAAUGCUUUGAUUCUCUCAAAAACAAUUUGGACUUGGAAGAGCGUGAAGUGGAGUAUGAGCCUUCUUUCAAAUUGAUUGAGGAGGACAUUCUGGCAACUUCAGAGGGUGUCUCAAAUGGUGAGCCAAAUAAGGCCUAUGUCGAUAUGAAAAAAGAUUUGACGAAGGGUCCAUUCGACCAUACACAUCCCUACUUGGCUCCAAUUAAAGAGACGCGCGAGUUGUUCCUGUCCCAUGAUCGGGCAUGUGUUCACGCCGAGUUCGACAUCUCUGAGUCAAAUCUCAGAUACUCAACCGGAGACCAUUUGGCAAUCUGGCCAUCCAACUCCAAUGAAAAUGUUUUGCGCUUCCUCGAUUGCUUUGGAUACGUCAAGCGCAAAGAUGAAGUCUUUUCACUUAAAGCUUUAGACUCCACAGUUCUGAUACCAUUUCCUGUUCCUAUUACGUAUGAAGCAGCAGUUAGGUAUCAUAUGGAAAUUUCAGGCCCUAUCUCUAGACAAGCAUUGGCAUCUAUCGCUCCCUUCGCUCCAAACGAGGAAUCCAAGAAGGAGGCUUUGAGAUUGGGUUCUGACAAAGCUUUGUUUGCGCAGCAGAUCCAUGCAAAUUACUUGAAUCUUUCUGACGCUCUUUUGAAAAUCUCAGGUGGUGUUAAAUGGGAGUCUGUUCCGUUCGUUUUCUUGAUUGAGCUCAUGCCAAGUUUGCAGCCUCGAUACUACUCCAUCUCAUCUUCCUCGCUAUCUGAGAAGACAUCCAUUCAUGUAACAGCAGUUGUGGAGAUAGAGAAGCACGGUGACCACACUGUCAGUGGUGUGGUCACUAACUUGCUCAAGGAUGUUGAAGUUCAUCAAAACGGUACUAAAUUUGUCCACAACAUCAACUACGAUUUGAAUGGGCCUCAAAAUAAGUUCAAGGGCUUCAAGUUACCAGUGCAUGUGAGGAGAUCAACGUUUAAACUACCUUCCAAUCCGGCCACUCCAGUCAUUUUGGUAGGCCCAGGUACUGGUGUUGCUCCUAUGCGUGGCUUCGUAAGGGAACGUGCCAAACUCCAGAAGCAAGAUGCCAAUGCUACUAUCGGAAAAACUCUCUUGUUCUACGGUUGCAGAACUCUGGAUGAAGAUUUUCUUUACAAGGAAGAAUGGCCCGAAUACGCGAAACAAUUGGGAGACCUGCUUGAGAUGGAUGUGGCCUUUUCAAGGGAGCUGGCAAACAAAGUCUACGUCCAAGAUAAAAUUUUGGCAAGGGGUCAGAUCAUUGACGAGCUUUUAAAGACUGGGGCCUACAUAUAUGUUUGUGGAGAUGCUUCUAAAAUGGCCAGAGAUGUACAAUCAACUUUUGUCAAGAUUAUCUCUGAACAAAGAGGUCUUUCCGAGGAGAAAGCUGCAGAAUUGGUGAGAUCCCUCAAGGUACAGAACCGCUACCAGGAGGAUGUCUGGUAA